Messenger RNA from Prunus persica (peach), 1504 nucleotides. Its product is annotated as exopolygalacturonase clone GBGA483-like. Gene Ontology annotation, molecular function: polygalacturonase activity. The record is from RefSeq and is a predicted model, not a curated record. NCBI's taxonomy places the organism in Eukaryota, Viridiplantae, Streptophyta, Magnoliopsida, Rosales, Rosaceae. The transcript has 3 exons. Bases 104 to 1306 code for a protein of 400 amino acids. Gene Ontology annotation, biological process: carbohydrate metabolic process.
UCAGCUUCCUUAACCACACUAUAUAACGAAACCCUUCAUUGAAAAAGUACUCGAGGUUAUUAGAAUUUAGAAGCUCAAACUUGUUAUACAAAAGAAGCCUCACAUGGGUUCAAAAUUUAUUCUUGGAACUACAUUCUUUUUGUUCUUGAUAUCAUUUUCCAUAAAAGCCAGAGCUGCAGAUUUUGAUAUCAACAAGUAUGGAGCCAAGGCUGACGGCAAGACAGAUGAUAGCCGGGCUAUUAAUAGUGCUUGGAAAGAAGCAUGCGCAUCCACAACUCCGAGCACGGUUGUGAUAGCAAAAGGAAACUACUUGGCUGGUCCAGUGAAGUUUCAAGGGCCCUGCAAAGCACCGGUUAGCAUUCGGGUUGAAGGAACCCUGCAGGCUCCGGCAGAGCCAGAAAAGCUCAAGUCACAAGAUGGUUGGGUUGUUUUCCGAAAUAUUGAUGGGUUAACAGUCUCAGGAGGUGGCACUUUUGAUGGCCAAGGAUCAAUAGCUUGGUCCAAAAAUGAUUGUGCCAAAACUGGAAAAUGCAACUCACUCCCUAUAAACAUAAGAUUCACAGGGCUUACCAAUUCACACAUUCAAAACAUAACAUCUUUGAACAGCAAGCUGUUCCACAUAAACGUCUUGAACUGCAAAAACGUGACACUUCAACAUGUGAUCAUCACCGCCCCUGGUGAAAGCCUAAACACAGAUGGAAUCCACAUUGGCCGGUCAUCGAACAUCAACAUCACCGGCGCAGAGAUCAAAACCGGCGAUGAUUGCGUCUCUCUUGGCGAUGGAAGCCAGCAAAUAAACAUUGAAAAGGUGAAGUGCGGGCCGGGCCACGGUAUCAGCAUUGGGAGCCUAGGCAGGUACCAUGAUGAACAACCUGUCACAGGAGUCACAGUGAGAAACUGCACCAUAUCAAACACUUCAAAUGGCGUGAGGGUCAAGACAUGGCCAGCUUCUCCAAACGGUGUGGCCUCAGAUUUGCACUUUGAGGACAUAAUUAUGGAAAAUGUGAAGACCUCCCCUGUUCUUAUAGACCAAGAAUACUGUCCAAAUGGCCAAUGCCAAGCAAAAAUCCCGUCGAAAGUUAAGAUCAGCAAUGUGAGCUUCAAGAACAUUAGGGGCACUUCUGCUGAUCCUGUUGUUGUGAAGCUUGCUUGUAGCAAAGGCAUUCCUUGCCAGAAUGUGCAAAUUAGUGACAUCCAUUUGACAUACAAUGGGAAAAAUGGUGCUGCCACAUCUGUAUGUACUAACGUCAAGCCCACUAUGACUGGCCAAAUUUUUCCACCUGCUUGUGCAAAGACUGCAGCUUAAUUUGCUGCAGCUUUAAGGUGAUUUAAUUGCAUCUUAAAGAGAUGAUUAAAAGAAAUUAGUAGGAAUUUAGAUGAAACUAAUCUGCAGGGCGCCCCUUCCAUGCUCAAUUGGAAUGGUGGGUGGUGGACUACACGCAACAGUAUAGAUGUUAUCUUCUGUAUACAUGUAUUAUGGAUUUAGAUUAAUGUACUAUUGUUA